Cercopithifilaria johnstoni is the source of this 648-nucleotide messenger RNA. The record is from the annotation of a GenBank genome assembly. NCBI's taxonomy places the organism in Eukaryota, Metazoa, Nematoda, Chromadorea, Rhabditida, Onchocercidae.
AUGUUGACUGGACAUCAUCCUGAUAAUGAUAACGAUGGCGAUGAUACGCCACAGUUAUCUGCUGAAGCAAUGAGUGCACUGGCGGAAUUUUAUGCCGAACUGAGUACCGCUGAUAAAGUUUCUGUUAAAGAAGACUGGCAGCUGAGUCAAUUUUGGUAUUCAGAAAACACUGCUUUAAAACUUGCUGAAGAAUGUAUAAAGAGUGUUGGAAAUUGUGGAAGAAUCGCUUGUAUAUCGUGCCCGACGCUUCUUGAUUACCUUCUGAUGAAUGAUUGCGUAGUGCAUGAACGUGUUGUGGUAAAACUUUUUGAAUAUGAUCGCCGAUUUGAGACCAAGUUUUCUGAGAAAUUUGUUCUGUAUGAUUAUCGCAAACCUUUAGCAAUAUCCGAAUUAUAUCACAAUGCAUUUGAUUUCAUUGUUAUUGAUCCGCCCUAUCUAUCUGAUGAGUGCUUAAUCAAAGUAGCACAAACAGUACGAUUACUGUCCCGCGACUCCGCAACGAAGUUAUUGAUUUGUACAGGCGUAAUCAUGGAAAAACUUGUCCAGAGGCUAUUUCACGCACACAAAUGCAAAUUUCAACCUUCCCACAAACACAACCUUGCUAAUGAAUUUGCCUGUUACACAAAUUACGAAACCGCGAUUUUGUAA